Echinops telfairi (small Madagascar hedgehog) is the source of this 1392-nucleotide messenger RNA. RefSeq names its product potassium calcium-activated channel subfamily M regulatory beta subunit 1 (gene KCNMB1). Lineage: Eukaryota; Metazoa; Chordata; Mammalia; Afrosoricida; Tenrecidae. Gene Ontology annotation, cellular component: voltage-gated potassium channel complex; membrane. Gene Ontology annotation, biological process: detection of calcium ion; potassium ion transport. The record is from RefSeq and is a predicted model, not a curated record. The coding region runs from base 273 to 848 and encodes 191 amino acids. The transcript is spliced from 5 exons. Gene Ontology annotation, molecular function: calcium-activated potassium channel activity; potassium channel regulator activity.
CUUGUGGGGUGGGGGUCAGGCAGAAAGAAACUGCCUGCCUGUGGAAACCUCUCCGGGGACCUGGGAGACCAGUUCCCAGAGGGCAGCAGCCCAGACAUCAGGACCACAUGUGAACGCUGUCACAUUGGGCACCAGCAGGACAAACACCCACUCGGCCGGAGCGCUACACUGCAGCAUCUGCUACUAACCUCCAUGGCUUCCUUGGUCAGCUUUCAUCACGCGCAUUUAUCACGGGCUUCCUCGGCCAGAGAUGCCCCCUCCCCACCGUGGACAUGGGGAAAAAGCUGGUGAUGGCCCAGAAGCGGGGAGAGACGCGAGCCCUGUGCCUGGGUGUGGCCAUGGUGGUAUGCGCCGUCAUCAGCUACUACAUCCUGGGCACCACCGUGCUGCCCCUCUACCAGAAAAGUGUGUGGACCCAGGAAUCCAUGUGCCACCUGAUUGAGACCAACAUCCGAGACCAGGAGGAGCUGGGGGGCAAGAAGGUGCCCCAGUACCCAUGCCUAUGGGUCAAUGUGUCAACUGCGGGCAGGUGGGCCAUGCUGUACCACACGGAGGACACUCGGGACCAGAACCAGCAGUGCUCCUACAUCCCAGGCAGCCUGGAUGACUACCCGGCAGCCCGGGCCGACGUGGAGAAGGUCAGGGCCAAUUUCCACGCCCAUCGGACUUUCUCCUGCUUCUCGGCCUCCCGUGAGGAGGAGCCCAGCGUGCUGUACCGGCGCCUCCACGGGCCCCACACCCUGCUCUUCUCCCUCUUUUGGCCCACCUUCCUGCUGACCGGCGGCCUCCUCGUGAUCGCCAUGGUGAAGAUGAACCAGUCCCUCUCCAUCCUGGCGGCCCAGAGGUAGACCCCGAGACGCGACACCAGGACUGGGCCCCCAAGACCACACCCCUCACAGAGAGUGCUAACCCCUGCCCACCUCCCGCCAUCCCCCUUCCGCGCUCCAGCUCAUCCGGUGUGCCACUGCAUGGUCCGCCUCGGGAACGUGUCCUGGUGACCUCAUUUCCUGCCCAAGCAUGCACGUGCCUGGGAAGACAUAAGACUGACCCGUGCGCCCCUCCGUUUCCUGUCUCCACUCCGCCCACCCAGCCCUGUUUCUCUCCCCUGCACCUCUGUGCGCCACUCCCAACCCCCCGGACCACCAUGAUCUUCACCUGGGUGUGCCUACUCCUGCUCAUGGUUGGGAACUCUGACACCCCAACCAGGAAGCCAUCCCUGGCAAACCCGAGUUCCUCCUUCUAACCCCAUCAUAUGAACCCCCAAAACAGCCUCCACUCACAGAGCGCCCUGAUGAUGAUGCGCAUCCACAAGGCAUUGAAACUCUCCUGGUUCAUAUCAAUAUUAAUAAACCCAAACGGAUCACAACGCAUUGUAAGAAAACACGUGCCACA